GUAAAACGGGCACAGCACCUCUCCAUUUUUCUCGUCAACUAGUGAUUUAAUCAGAUAUCUUAUCACUGAUUUCGGCAGAGAGAACGCGACAGCGGCUAAGACACGAGCAAAUAAUGACACGCGAAGACGACGACAAUGGAGGGCCCAGCGACCAGAUGAUCGUCACCGAAACCAACCCACCGACCAUGGAAGAUAAGUACCACAUGACCAUCAUUCUGUUCUACUCCCUGGGGGUAACGUCCGUUAUUCCCACACAUUUUUUCCCGACCGCCACCGAUUACUGGAUGUAUAAAUUCCGGAACCCGGAUUUUCACGGUAAUUAUACGGAACAAAACAGGACUGGGAUGCAAGCGGAGUUUGUUGCCGACUAUUCCGUUGUGUCGAAUGUCAGUAAUGUGGUCUUUUUGGUCGUUACUAUCAUUUUUUUGAAGAGGCUAAGUCUAGUGAAACGGAUUAUGGGGGCGCUGAGUGGCGCGCUAGUCAUGUUUGCUGUCACCUGUAUGUUUGUACAGGUUGAUACGGAUGAUUGGCAGCGCGGUUUUUUCGUCACGACUCUCGUGAUUGGCUUCCUGUUGACAGGGUUUUGUGCCGUCUUUAUGGUGUCACUUUUCCAACUUGUGACGCGUUUUCCGCCCAUUUAUCUAGCCGCCAUGCUUUCGGGUCACUCACUUUGUGGCAUUUUCGCUUCGCUCGUUCAAAUUUUCUCACUCAGUAUAGGCGCGGGUUCGAAAACCAGCGGUUUGACGUAUUUUUCCAUUGGAAUGUUUUUCAUUUUCCUCACAUUGGUUGGUUUUAUCAUAACUUUGACUAAAUCUCUGUUUUUCCAAUACCAUUUAACGAAGGAAGUCGAAACGGUUAAACCGAAAGUAACGAAAGAUUUGUUCUUGUCGGUUCUGAACAAGCUGAAGUAUUAUUUGAGCUCGAUGAUUAUUGUUUUGGGGUGCACGAUUAUGCUGCACCCGGGGCUGCUAUCACUUGUAGUCUCGGUUGAUAAAGGGAAUGGGAAAAGGUGGAACGAUGUGUUUUUUGUGCCAGUCAUCACAUUUUUACUGCAUUUUUCGUUCGAUUAUAUUGGGAGGGAAAUUGCAGGAUAUUGGAAAAAACCGAAAAAUGGGUUAAUAAUUUUCAUAGCAAGCCUUCUCCGAGCGGCUUUUGUUCCAAUGUUUAUGCUAUGUAACGCCCAACCUCGCAGCCACCUACCAGUGAUUUUCGACCAAGACUACGCCUACAUUAUUUUUGUGAUUAUUUUCGCAUUUACGAAUGGAUAUCUAGUCAACUUGUGCGUCAUACACGUGCCACUAGCCACCGCAGAGGAGGAAAAACCUUUAGCCAUGAUUUUAAUUAUUAUAUUUAUGCUAGUCAGCCUUGGUGCUUGCUCGUUUAUAAGCUCGGCUCUUGUAAAAUCAAUUUAACAAUUUUUUGUACUACUGAUAUGAAAUAUGAACUUUUAAAAAUAAAUUUUUAAGUAACAGAAAA
This is a messenger RNA of Tribolium castaneum (red flour beetle), 1476 nucleotides long. RefSeq names its product equilibrative nucleoside transporter 3-like. The coding region runs from base 114 to 1412 and encodes 432 amino acids. The record is from RefSeq and is a predicted model, not a curated record. Gene Ontology annotation, cellular component: plasma membrane. Gene Ontology annotation, biological process: nucleoside transmembrane transport. The transcript has 8 exons. Lineage: Eukaryota; Metazoa; Arthropoda; Insecta; Coleoptera; Tenebrionidae. Gene Ontology annotation, molecular function: nucleoside transmembrane transporter activity.